AUUUCAUGCUCAUACUUCCCUAGCUUUCAUCUCUUGUCUCUCUGAGCUCGUACGAAAGUCUGAUAUUGCCACUCCCUGUAUUGCUUGCUAUGGCAAACACCAUCAUCAUCACAGGAGCCAACGGCUCGCUGGCUAUCCCAACAAUCGCCCAUCUCCUCCAACGUUUGCCCGACUCGACCCUUGUGCUCACAGUCCGAGACGCCAGCGACCGCGAUGCCAACACCAAAUAUUUACGCAGCACUAUCGCGAAGCACCCAAAAGCUCAUACGUCCAUUCGGGAGCUCGACCUCUCUCGCCUCACCGCCGUACACGACUUUGCGCGCAGUAUCGUUGCAGAAAUAGCCGCAGGAACCCUCCCUCGGCUCUCUGCCAUCGUGUGCACUGUCUUUUAUUGGAAUCUAGUAGAUCCGGUCCAGUUCACUGACGAUGGCUACGAGAAAACGAUGCAGGUGAACUACUUGUCCCACGUCGCGCUGGUACUCCAGUUGAUCUCGAGCUUCCAGUCCCACGGUGGUCGAAUCGUCCUUUUCACGGGUGAUAGCCACGAGCCUGGCAAGAAUGCCCUAGAUAAGGUACCGCCCGCCAUCUCGAGUGACCCAGCCCAGCUUGACCAACUGGUUAACCCUGGCGCAGAUGCAUCAAACGAUGCUCUUGGUCAUGGCAUGUAUCGAUACGCCAACUCCAAGCUCGCACUUGUCUUGUUCACACAUGCACUCAACCGUCGCUUACAGCAGAAUACCGAGUUGAGAAAUAUUACUGCGAUAGUCAUGAAUCCUGGUAAUUUGGCCCAUUCGAGAGCUAUGCUGGUCAAUACGCCCUACAAAUUAGUCUUCCUGAGAAAAUUUGUGUUGAGACCGCUCUUACCGUUGCUCAAGAUGACGGACCCAACGGCACGCAUAGCUGCCGCAGCUGCGAUUGACGUUGCUCGCCUAGCUACUAAUGAAGCCCAUCCCGGCGAGCGUGGUUACUUUACACUUCUCAAACCAGACCAAGGCUCCGAAGCCAGCAGAGAUGAGAUGACACAAGAAGCUCUUUGGUUAAAAAAUGUGCUAUGGGUAGGCUUGACAUCAAAAGAUUUAAUUCUGGUUAGGAAAAGUGUCGCUUAG
Molecule: messenger RNA, 1106 nt
Organism: Mollisia scopiformis
Lineage: Eukaryota; Fungi; Ascomycota; Leotiomycetes; Helotiales; Mollisiaceae
Product: NAD(P)-binding protein
Exons: 2
Coding region: 90-1106 (338 amino acids)
Cellular component (GO): mitochondrial outer membrane; lipid droplet; endoplasmic reticulum membrane
Molecular function (GO): 3-beta-hydroxysteroid 3-dehydrogenase (NADP+) activity
Source: RefSeq, a predicted model, not a curated record